GACCAAAAAAAAAUAAAAUUCUGGGUCCCUUCUCCUUUAUUGCAGCAUGGAGUGUCAACUGGUUCUCAUUUCCUUUUUCCCCUUAACUUGGUUGUGGCUACAAUGCUGCUGUACUGUACUUAAUUUCUGAAACUCUAAAGUUCUAAUCUUUGUGCUAACCUCUCCUGUCUGCUUCAAAAAAUUCAUACAUCAGAGGAGGGGUUUCUGCUACAGUCUACAUUGUGCUUUAGGAAGUGUUUUUUGUUAAGAAACAUUGUGUUUUAUGUGUCAGAUCUCUCGACAUUCACACAUUUUGUUUGGUUCAUUUCAGUGCAUUUUAUGUUUCUAGGUUACUCCAUGAAGCUAAUAGUUGUCUCUGCUGAAGAAGCUGCACUGCAUUUGUAAAGUUUUUCUAUUUUUUGUUGAAGGACAGUGAAUCACUUGGUGGUUGUUUAGUAAGUUAGGACACUUGUGGUUUUGAAGAACCCCUCUUUGGGAUUUUGCUGUAAGUAAGUCCUUCACUAAGUGUGGACUGAGAAGCUUGAAGACCCAACUCUCUCUUUUGGAGACUGUGCUUGCUUCUUUUCUAAAUUGGUGCUUGCUUUUAGAAGAACCAAAGAAGGGUAUCUUGGAAUUUUAUCUGUACCUUUUUUGGUGGGUUGAAGAUAAUUGCUUAUCCUUUUGAACUAAAAGGGUGAAAGCUCCCUUUCUGUCUUCACUUACUGUGAACUACACAGAAGUAAACAUUCUAGUGUCUAUAGAAGACUAUGAAGCCUUUUAGCCUUUUAGUGUUAUCUUUAUAUUUCUUCUCUGUGGUAGGGCAGCUUCCCUCUCAGGACAUUUUAACAUUGCUGGAGUUUAAGAAAGGCAUCAAGCAUGACCCUACUGGUUAUGUUCUCAAUUCCUGGAAUGAGGAAUCCAUUGACUUUGAUGGAUGCCCAUCUUCAUGGAAUGGAGUUCUGUGCAAUGGUGGUAAUGUUGCUGGGGUUGUUCUUGACAACUUGGGUCUCUCUGCUGACACUGACUUGAGUGUGUUUACUAAUCUCACAAAGCUUGUGAAACUCUCCUUGUCCAACAAUUCCAUAUCAGGAACACUACUUGACAGCAUUGCUGAUUUCAAAAGCCUUGAAUUCUUGGAUAUCUCUUAUAACCUCUUUUCCUCAUCCUUGCCAUUGGGGAUUGGUAAAUUAGGGAGCUUGCAGAAUCUGUCGUUGGCUGGAAAUAACUUCUCUGGCCCAAUUCCUGACUCUAUUUCAGAAAUGGCCUCCAUCAAGUCCCUUGACUUGAGCUGCAAUGCCUUCUCUGGAAUGCUGCCAGCAUCGUUGACUAAGACUAUUAGUCUUGUAUCUCUUAACUUGUCUCAUAACGGCUUCAAUGGAAAAAUUCCCAAAGGUUUGGAGCUGAUCCCUGCUCUUGAAAAACUUGACUUGCAUGGGAAUAUGCUUGAAGGUAAUUUGGAUGUUGUAUUUAUGCUUUCAUCAAGUGCCAGCUAUGUUGAUUUAAGUGAGAAUAUGCUGUCAAGUUCUGAUUCCAAUCAGAAGUUUCUACCGCGAAUAUCUGAAAGUAUUAAGCAUCUGAAUCUAAGCCACAACAAGCUUACUGGGUCAUUGGCUAGUGGAGCCGCGGAACCUGUUUUUGAAAACUUGAAGGUGUUGGACCUCAGCUACAAUCAGUUGGACGGAGAAUUGCCCGGAUUUGAUUUUGUUUAUGAUCUUGAAGUUCUUAAACUCAGCAACAACAGAUUUUCAGGAUUUAUUCCUAAUGGCCUGCUGAAAGGAGACUCUUUGGUUUUAACUGAAUUGGAUUUGAGUGCCAACAAUCUCUCAGGGCCACUAAGUAUAAUUACAUCAACAACACUUCAUUCUCUUAAUCUCUCAUCAAAUGAGUUCACGGGUGAUAUGCCACUGUUGACUGGAAGCUGUGCUGUACUUGAUCUGUCAAAUAACAAAUUAGAAGGAAACUUGACCAGGAUGUUGAAAUGGGGGAAUAUAGAAUUUCUUGAUCUCAGUCGGAAUCAUUUGACGGGGGCCAUCCCUGAGGAAACUCCUCAAUUUCUGCGAUUGAAUUAUUUGAACCUAUCCCAUAAUUCUCUAAGCAGCUCCCUUCCAAAAGUCUUAACACAGUAUCCAAAGCUUAGAGUGCUCGACAUUAGUUUCAACCAAUUGGAUGGACUACUUCCAGCUAAUCUGCUCACACUGCCCACAUUGCAAGAGCUGCGUCUUGAAAAUAAUAUGAUCUCUGGUGGCAUCAAGUUUUCGUCUUCUCCUGACCAAUCCGAUCUUCAGAUUCUUGAUCUUUCUCACAACCAGCUUAAUGGCUAUUUUCCUGAUGAGUUUGGGUCAUUAACUGGCCUAAAAGUGCUAAAUAUUGCCGGAAAUAAUUUUUCUGGUUCUCUUCCAACUACCAUUGCAGACAUGAGUUCACUUGACUCCCUGGAUAUAUCAGAGAAUCAUUUUACUGGUCCUCUACCAAGUAACAUGCCAAAGGGGCUCCAAAACUUUAAUGCUUCACAAAAUGAUCUGUCUGGAGUUGUCCCAGAAGUUCUUAGAAAGUUUCCCAGUUCUUCUUUCUUUCCUGGGAAUACCAAGUUACAUUUUCCAAAUGGUCCUCCUGGAUCAAUCAGUUCACCUGCUGAAAGUUCCAAGAGGAAGCAUAUGAACACCAUAGUUAAAGUCAUAAUCAUAGUGUCAUGCGUGGUUGCGCUCUUCAUAUUAAUCUUGCUUGCUGUCUUCAUACACUACAUACGUAUAUCAAGAUCUCCACCAGAAUAUGAAACAAGUAAGGAUAUCCACAGGCAUCCUCAACCAAUUAUCUCGGCUCCUGUUCGUACGACAGAUGGGGGUGGCGCUUUGGUUGUUUCAGCUGAGGACCUCGUGACCUCACGCAAAGAGUCACCAUCGGAGAUAAUCAGCUCUGAUGAAAAAAUGGCAGCUGUAACAGGGUUCUCUCCAUCAAAACAAAGCCACUUUUCAUGGUCACCAGAAUCUGGUGAUUCACUUAGUGGUGAAAAUCUUGCAAGACUAGAUACGAGAUCGCCAGAUCGGUUGGUUGGCGAGCUACAUUUUCUUGAUGAUACGAUAACAUUGACGCCUGAGGAGCUCUCAAGGGCCCCUGCUGAAGUUUUAGGAAGAAGUAGUCACGGUACUUCUUACAAGGCAACUCUGGAGAAUGGUUUGUUGUUGAGAGUGAAGUGGUUGAGAGAAGGAGUGGCAAAACAGAGAAAAGAAUUUGUAAAGGAGACGAAGAAAUUUGCAAACAUCAGACAUCCAAAUGUUGUAGGAUUGAGAGGAUAUUAUUGGGGUCCUACACAGCACGAGAAGCUUAUACUUUCAGAUUACAUCUCACUAGGAAGUCUUGCAAGUUUUCUUUAUGAUCGACCAGGAAGAAAAGGUCCACCACUAACUUGGACCCAGAGGCUCAAAAUAGCAGUUGAUGUAGCACGUGGCCUGAACUAUCUCCAUUUUGAUCGCGCUGUUCCUCACGGGAAUCUCAAAGCUACAAAUGUGUUGUUAGAUACAACUGAUAUGAAUGCACGUGUUGCCGAUUACUGCCUUCACCGACUCAUGACUCAAGCUGGUACCAUUGAACAGAUUCUCGAUGCUGGGGUCUUGGGUUAUUGCGCACCAGAGUUAGCUGCUUCCAAGAAGCCAAUGCCCUCCUUCAAGUCAGAUGUUUAUGCUUUUGGAGUGAUACUUUUGGAACUUCUAACUGGAAGGUGUGCUGGUGAUGUUAUAUCUAGUGAGGAGGGAGGUGUUGAUCUGACAGACUGGGUAAGGUUGCGUGUAGCAGAAGGCCGAGGCUCAGAAUGUUUUGAGGCUACCUUGAUGCCGGAAAUGAGCAAUCCAGUUGUAGAAAAGGGAAUGAAGGAGGUCCUGGGAAUAGCAAUGCGGUGCAUUCGGUCCAUUUCUGAAAGGCCUGGUAUCAAGACUAUUUAUGAAGAUCUCUCUUCUAUAUAGUCUGCUCAUGCUAACUGUUUGAACUUUGACAUAUUGUGGGAAUUAAUGUCUCAUUAGUGUCCCAUAGUUGUUCAGAGCCUGGCCUUUUAACAUGUUUGUAUUAACCAUUUUUUUAGCUGUAAAAAUGGGGCUGUGCCAAAAGCAUAUACAUGGAUGAUGGAUGUUACUUGAUGGGUUAUAACCAUCUAAUUUUGUCUCGAAAUGGUAUGUGUUAUGAAUAGUCAUUUGUUUGCCAGUACUAUAGUUGAAGGCUGUCCAAGUUGGUCAUGUAAUGGUUAACACUUAGCAGUUAUAUUGUUUUGUUGGUUUAAUUGAUCUUAGAGUUGAAUUGCCAAAGAUGUUAGAGACGUAGUUCUCAGCAAACUCGGCUGGUUUUCACUUUCAGGAAGGUGAGUGGCACCAAUGAGUACCAGUGGCAUGAUUCUGUACAGUGCAGCUGUUACUAUUGUCAUAUAAUCAACCAUGGUUGAGGAAGACAUGAUUUAUUAAAUUCAAUCUUUGCUUGUGUUGAUUAA
Glycine soja is the source of this 4450-nucleotide messenger RNA. RefSeq names its product LRR receptor-like serine/threonine-protein kinase GHR1. The transcript has 4 exons. Gene Ontology annotation, biological process: protein phosphorylation. NCBI's taxonomy places the organism in Eukaryota, Viridiplantae, Streptophyta, Magnoliopsida, Fabales, Fabaceae. The coding region runs from base 747 to 3935 and encodes 1062 amino acids. Gene Ontology annotation, molecular function: ATP binding; protein kinase activity; protein binding. The record is from RefSeq and is a predicted model, not a curated record.